AAACGAUUCAUCAGGUUCACACAAAAGUCUCUUCUCUCUGUUUUUCUCUCUCUCUCUCUCUCUCUCUCUGGCUUCGUCUUUCUCCUGAACCAUGGCGGCGGCAACAACACCAUCAUCAUCUUCGAUCCCCUUCUCAACAAAACCUUCCUCCUCCAAAUCACCAUUACCAAUCUCCAGGUUCACCCUCCCAUUCGCACUAAACCCCACCAAAUCCUCCUCCUCCCGCCGCCGCGGUAUCAAAUCAACCUCCCUCUCCAUCUCCGCCGUGCUCAACACAACCACCAAUGUCUCAACCACAACUCCUCCAUCAAAACCAACCAAACCCGAAAAAAAAAAAUUCGUCUCCCGAUUCGCUCCAGAUCAGCCACGCAAAGGCGCUGACAUCCUCGUCGAAGCUUUAGAACGUCAAGGCGUAGAAACAGUCUUCGCUUACCCAGGAGGUGCAUCAAUGGAGAUUCACCAAGCCUUAACUCGUUCCUCCUCGAUCCGUAACGUCCUUCCACGUCACGAACAAGGAGGCGUAUUCGCAGCUGAAGGCUACGCUAGAUCCACAGGUAAACCAGGUAUCUGUAUAGCAACCUCAGGUCCUGGAGCUACAAAUCUCGUUAGCGGAUUAGCCGAUGCCUUGUUAGAUAGUGUUCCUCUUGUAGCGAUCACGGGUCAAGUCCCUCGUAGGAUGAUUGGUACUGAUGCGUUUCAAGAAACUCCCAUCGUUGAGGUGACGCGUUCGAUUACUAAACAUAACUAUCUUGUGAUGGAUGUUGAAGAUAUUCCUAGGAUUGUUGAGGAAGCUUUCUUUUUAGCUACUUCUGGUAGACCUGGACCUGUUUUGGUUGAUGUUCCUAAAGAUAUCCAGCAGCAGCUUGCGAUUCCUAAUUGGGAACAGGCUAUGAGGUUACCUGGUUAUAUGUCUAGGAUGCCUAAACCUCCGGAAGAUUCUCAUUUGGAGCAGAUUGUUAGGUUGAUUUCUGAAUCUAAGAAGCCUGUGUUGUAUGUUGGUGGUGGUUGUUUGAAUUCGAGUGAGGAGUUGGGUAGGUUUGUUGAACUUACUGGUAUCCCUGUUGCGAGUACGUUGAUGGGUCUUGGUGCUUAUCCUUGUGAUGAUGAGUUGUCGUUGCAUAUGCUUGGCAUGCACGGGACCGUGUAUGCUAAUUACUCUGUGGAGCAUAGUGAUCUGUUGUUGGCUUUUGGGGUGAGGUUUGAUGAUCGUGUCACGGGUAAGCUUGAGGCUUUUGCUAGUAGGGCGAAGAUUGUUCACAUUGAUAUUGACUCGGCUGAGAUUGGGAAGAACAAGACUCCUCAUGUGUCUGUGUGUGGAGAUGUUAAGUUGGCUUUGCAAGGGAUGAACAAGGUUCUUGAGAACCGAGCUGAGGAGCUUAAGCUUGAUUUCGGGGUUUGGAGAAGUGAGUUGAACGAACAGAAACAAAAGUUCCCUCUGAGCUUCAAGACGUUUGGGGAAGCUAUUCCUCCACAGUAUGCGAUUCAGGUCCUUGAUGAGCUGACUGAUGGGAGAGCCAUUAUAAGCACUGGUGUCGGUCAGCAUCAAAUGUGGGCGGCGCAGUUUUACAAGUACAAAAAACCAAGGCAGUGGCUAUCAUCAGCAGGCCUUGGAGCUAUGGGUUUUGGACUUCCCGCUGCUAUUGGAGCGUCCGUUGCGAACCCUGAUGCGAUUGUUGUGGAUAUUGACGGAGAUGGAAGCUUCAUAAUGAAUGUGCAAGAGCUGGCCACUAUCAGGGUAGAGAAUCUCCCAGUGAAGAUACUUAUACUAAACAACCAGCAUCUUGGCAUGGUUAUGCAAUGGGAGGAUCGGUUCUACAAAGCUAACCGAGCUCACACAUAUCUUGGUAACCCGGGAGCGGAGGACGAGAUAUUCCCGAACAUGCUGCAGUUUGCAUCAGCUUGCGGGAUUCCAGCGGCGAGGGUGACAAAGAAAGCAGAGCUCCGAGAAGCUAUCCAGAAAAUGCUGGAUACCCCAGGACCAUACUUGUUGGAUGUGAUUUGUCCGCACCAAGAGCAUGUGUUGCCGAUGAUCCCAAGUGGCGGCACUUUCAAUGAUGUCAUAACGGAAGGAGAUGGCCGGACGAAAUACUGAGAGAUGAAAAACUCAGAACUGUUUUACGGUCUUGUAUCCAUAUGGUAAAAAACUUAGUUUGCAAUUUCCAGUUUGUGUUUUGGUAAUUUGAGUUUCUUAGUUGUUGAACUGCUCUUUUUUGGUUACCUCAGACUACUACUGCUACUGUUGUGUUUGUUUUCCUUCAUAUAUAAAUAAAUAAUCCGGUUCGGUUUACUGUUGUGAA
Camelina sativa (false flax) is the source of this 2297-nucleotide messenger RNA. The record is from RefSeq and is a predicted model, not a curated record. Lineage: Eukaryota; Viridiplantae; Streptophyta; Magnoliopsida; Brassicales; Brassicaceae.